Molecule: messenger RNA, 1692 nt
Organism: Cordyceps militaris CM01
Lineage: Eukaryota; Fungi; Ascomycota; Sordariomycetes; Hypocreales; Cordycipitaceae
Product: choline transport protein, putative
Exons: 7
Coding region: 1-1692 (563 amino acids)
Biological process (GO): transmembrane transport; mitochondrion organization; lipid homeostasis
Cellular component (GO): mitochondrial outer membrane
Molecular function (GO): transmembrane transporter activity
Source: RefSeq, a predicted model, not a curated record
AUGUUUAUCGGCGUUGUUACAUCCGUCAUCUGGAUCGUGGUUAUCCUACUGGUAACGCAGGACAUGAGUGCGGCCCAAGCUGCUUCAUUACCCAACAUUGAAGUCAUGUAUCAGGCAACGGGCAGCAAGUCGGUUGCUACUUUCUUGCAAUCAUACAUGACACUGCUCUACUACACCUGUAUGCCGUCGCAAUGGAUUACCUGCAGCAGGAUAGUUUGGGCAUUCAGUCGUGACAACGGCCUUCCAUUAUCAAACUACUGGAAGCAUGUUUCGACCACUUUUAACAUUCCUGUCCGAACUACGCUGCUAUCGGCUGGAUUCUGCGCGCUCUAUGGGCUUGUUUAUAUUGCAAGCAGCGAGGCAUUCACUUCCAUCAUCAACACGACGAUUUUGAUGCUUAAUAUCACUUUUGUUGUCCCCCAAGGAAUUGUACUGACCCGAGGCCGCCAUCACCUGCCUAAGCGUCCCUUCAGACUGGGAAAAUUCGGAUAUGCUGUCAAUGCCUUCUCAGUCAUCUGGGUGACGGUCAGCGGUAUUUUCCUGUGCUUCCCAGUCACAAAUCCGACUACCCUCGCCUCGAUGAACUACAAUUCGGUCGUCAUUGUUGGCAUGUUAUUGCCCCAGGAAUUUAAAGCCUCGUUCGCCAUGGAAGGCUCGCGCAGCACGCGCCAGUCGCUCAACCACCGCGCGUCGCAGCAGACCAUCAUCUCGCUGCUCGAGCUCGACCCGUCCCCGAUCGAGUCGCCCACGCCGUCCGACGCGAAGCAGCUGCACGAUGCCGCCGACACGGACGACUCCGACACUCUCCUGGCCGACUCGUCCCCGGGCAGCACCACGCGAGGGCCCGGCGGCGGCCGCAGCACCAUCUUUUACCGUAGCCAUGUCCCACGGGCAAAGCCCGCUGACACGUACUGCGCCCAAGUCUCGCGGAUCCAGCGCUACUCCAGCUACGCCAUGUCCGUCUUCACCUCGCUGCACCUCGCCAACGUCUCGCUGAUCCCCGCCGUGGAGCGCUCCGUGCCCGCGUCCGAGACGUACCUGCUCAUGACGCGCGAGAUCUACCAGACGACGCUCACCGAGCCGCUGCUCGUCGCGCUGCCCGUGCUCGCGCACGUCGGCGCCGGCAUCGGCCUGCGCCUGCUGCGCCGCCGCGAGAACAUGCGCCGCUACGGCGGCGCCACGCCUGCCAUGUACGCCCUGCACCGCUCGCAGACGGGCGCCGCCGCGCUGUCCCUGUGGCCCACUCUGAGCUACAUCUCCGCCUCUGGCUACGCGCUGACCGUGUUCUACGCCGCCCACGUCUUUAUGAACCGCGUGCUGCCCCUGGUGGUAGAAGGGGACAGCGCCAAUAUUGGGCUCGCGUACGUGGCGCACGGCUUCGCGCGGCACCCUGUUGUGGCCCGCGUGGCAUAUCUCGGCCUGCUCGCGACGGGCAUGGGACAUAUGGUCUGGGGCAUGGCCAAGUGGUGGGGCCACGCGCCGUCGACGCGCGGCUGGCGGAGCGCGGCUGUUGUCGUCGACAGCAGGACGAAGCGGAAGAGGCGCAACAAGUGGCUGUCGGUGCACGGCGCGGCGCUGCUGGCCAUGGCGGCGUGGGCGGCGGGCGGGUUGACGGUCGUGGCGAGGGGCGGGCUGCAGGAUGGAUGGGUGGGCAAGGCCUACGAUGACAUGUUUGCGAGGGUUGGACUGUGA